AUGAUGUUUCCAGGUAUGAAUAGGGAGAGUGAGAUGUCAGCAAUGGUUUCGGCUUUGUCCCAUGUUGUCGGUGGUGGUGAUUAUGCUGUUCAUCAUCAGAAUAUGAACCAUAGUGCAAUUGGAGUAGAUGGUGCUGAUGCUUUUACUGUUACACAAAACAUGCCUUCUGGUUUUGUAACACCAUCUUCAUCUUAUGGUGGUAGUACUUCUGCCUUCAAGAGAAGGAGAGAAGAUGAUAGAUCCUCUGGUGAUUUCUCACGUGGAGUUUCAUCCCCUGCUAUUCCCUCAAGUACAGUGGUAAAGUUUUCAAGCAACCGAAGCAGCACAACAAGAAGAAGAGAAACAAGCCAACUAGAAAAUUCAGUAUAUGAAUACAGAACAGAGAAUAUGAAUAGAGAACAAAACCAACAAAAGAGAAAAUACAGAGGAGUGAGACAAAGGCCAUGGGGCAAGUGGGCUGCAGAGAUAAGAGACCCAUUCAAAGCAGCAAGAGUGUGGUUAGGAACAUUUGACACAGCUGAAGCAGCAGCAAGAGCCUAUGAUCAAGCUUCAUUGCGUUUCAGAGGCAACAAAGCUAAACUCAACUUCCCUGAAAAUGUUAGGCUCAGGCAACUUUCUCUUAAUCCAACAUCCACCCAUUUGAGCAUUUCCGAUUCUCAGUCCAUUCCUUCUACCACUGAGCCAUUAGUUCACACUGAAGCAAUUCAAACUUCGCAGGGUUCCAACAAUUUUUAUGACUAUUCACAGGUUCAAGACUACCCCUUCACCCUAUAUGACCAGAUUAUUAUGUCAUCUACCAUGGCUUCUCAUCUUCAAUCUUCCUCAUCUCCAUCAGCUUCUUCUUCUGUGACUUCUCCGCAGGCAGCUUCAAUUCCUUCCAUUUAUUCUACCCAGCUGCCACCAUCGUCUUCUGGUUAUAGCUCCUCUCCCUCUGGAUGA
This is a messenger RNA of Gastrolobium bilobum, 939 nucleotides long. Its product is annotated as ethylene-responsive transcription factor ERF110. Gene Ontology annotation, molecular function: DNA binding; DNA-binding transcription factor activity. Gene Ontology annotation, biological process: ethylene-activated signaling pathway; regulation of DNA-templated transcription. NCBI's taxonomy places the organism in Eukaryota, Viridiplantae, Streptophyta, Magnoliopsida, Fabales, Fabaceae. The transcript has 2 exons. The record is from RefSeq and is a predicted model, not a curated record. Bases 1 to 939 code for a protein of 312 amino acids.